Molecule: messenger RNA, 1858 nt
Organism: Saprolegnia parasitica CBS 223.65
Lineage: Eukaryota; Oomycota; Saprolegniomycetes; Saprolegniales; Saprolegniaceae
Exons: 11
Coding region: 6-1814 (602 amino acids)
Molecular function (GO): ubiquitin-protein transferase activity
Source: RefSeq, a predicted model, not a curated record
GCGACAUGCAGCAUGACGUCGACGUGGUCGCCUUCGAUACCGAGGCGUCUGACAUCUACCGUGAGAACCUCGCCGACAGCUUUAGCGACCACAACCUCUGGGACUGCAGCGUCUGCUCGUUCCACAACCACCCCGCCAAGCGCCGCUGCGACCUCUGCCAGACGCCACGCGGGAUUGACCAGGGUACGUUCAAGCUCCUCCAGCAGCUUCAUCAGCGCGAUCUGAAAGACCAUGGCCGCAAAUCCAAAGUGGAAAAGACAUUGGUGCACGUCCCAGCGUUCCCGCUGAGCAAGCUCCAGAUCGCCGCAAGCCGACGCAAGCAGUGGAAGCGCAUGCCGGGCGCCGACGGGCUCCACCGCUGGGUCCGGGAGACGCGCAAAGGACGACGACGCUCCAACUCGUGCAGCAACCGUGACCCGGUCGACAUUAUCCUUGGCGACUUUCCCAGCGACCGCAGCGGCGACGACCGCGAGAGCUCCACAUCCGUGCACUCGAUCGGCUACAUCCGCGUCCGCGACUCGACGGGCAAGCUCGUCCUGAACGAAUCCGACACGGUCGCAACCGACUUCCACUACAAGAUCAACAUGGCGGGCACCGAUGUGGUCAUGAACCUCGAGGAGCUCACGAUGCUGCCGUUUGCGCAAAAGAUCAAGUGGUUCUCGACCGAGAUUCACCGUCUCUGGUUUCCAUGGGAGUCGGGCCACGUCGACAUUGUGGUCCGACGCGAGAGCAUCCUCGCCGACUCGUUUGACCACAUCAUGCUCCUUAAGCCGCACCAGAUGCGGCAGCGCUGGCGGGUGUCGUUCGUUGGCGAGCCUGCCCUCGACGCCGGUGGCGUCCUCCGCGAGUGGCUCACGCUCCUCUGCGCCGAGCUCUUCCACCCGUCGCUGGGCCUCUUUGUCCCGACCGUCGGCGACGACACGAGCUACUGGGUCCACGCGGGCUCGGGCUUUAGCCAGCCCAACCACCUCGACUAUUUUUCCUUUGCGGGACGCAUUCUCGGGAAAGCGCUCCUCGAAGAACAGCUCAUUCAAGUGCACCUGGCACUGCCGCUGCUCAAGCACAUGCUCGGCGUGCCCAUCUCGUUUACCGACCUCCAGUUCCUCGACGACGAGCUCUACCGCAGUCUUCUGUGGCUUAAGCGCGCAACCGACGCCGACGCGAUCGCCGCGCUGUGCCUCGACUUUACCGUGACGCGCAAGGUCUCGAACGGGAUUCAAGUCGUGCCGUUAGCACCCAAUGGCGACGCAAUUGAUGUGACGCCCGUGAACAAAGCGGCGUACAUCGACCUCCUCUUCCAGUACCACAUGCUCGACAGCGUCUCAAUCCAGCUGCUCACGUUGCUCGCGUCGCUCUACUCGGUCGUGCCCGAAGGUCUCCUCAAGCUCUUUGACUACCAAGAACUGGAGCUCCUCCUCUGCGGGGUGCCGUCAAUUGAUACGGAAGACUGGCAACGGCACUCGGAGGUCAAGUACGUGACGCCGCUCGUGCCGACGGAAAUCGAGCUGCGGAAUUGCCGGUGGUUUUGGGCCAUUCUCAACAACAUGGCACCGCAAGAGCAAGCGCGACUGCUGCAGUUUGUGACCGGCAGCUCCCGCGUGCCCGCGCAGGGGUUCAAGGCGCUCAUUAGCAGCGACGGCCGCGUCCAGCCGUUCAACCUGUCCUUCUGCGGCCCCGAGAUUGGGAAUCUGUACCCGCGAGCGCACACGUGCUUUAACCGUCUCGACUUGCCCGUCUACGAGACCAAGGACGAGAUGACCAAGUACCUCACGCUGAUUGUCAACAUGGACAUUACCGGCUUCACGAUCGAGUGACAUGCUCGUUCUAUCGCCUACUACACUGCUCGCCAUCGGUAUAG